ACGAUCAGCUGAUCAGCGAUCAUUCGCGCUCCGGACAACGUGACUAUUAUUUUCAUCGCGAUUUAUUAAUACGCUCGAUUGUGUGAUCGGCAAUUUAACGGAAUGAACAUACUUAAUCGACUACCGCGUCUCGCUCGUUUCUCGAGCGUCCUCCGCCGCGAAAAUGUUUCGCGCUUCUCCACAGAGACCGACGAGCCGCCGAUACCCGUGAAUCUGCUCAAAGAUACGUACAGCGCCAGUCAUCAGUCUAACAACGGUGCCAUAUACGACAAGAAGCCGUUCAGAAUACGUCUCGAGGCCGGCAAAAAUUACUCGUGGUGUCUCUGCGGUCAGAGCAAGAGCCAGCCAUUGUGCGAUGGCACACACAAAAAUGUUUUUCUUAAAAUCUCGCACAGACCCAUACGUUUUGCCGUUGCGGAGACCAAGGAGUACUGGCUAUGCAACUGCAAGCAAACGUCAAACAGGCCCUUUUGCGACGGCACGCACAAGAGGCCGGAUAUCCAAGAGAAAAAGCGAUAGAAGAUGUGAAAUUGCAUCCCUGCUAUGAGAGCAUCAUGAAACAGAGUUAUUUUACAUACGAUCACAUGUGCUACAGACACAGAUACGUACACAAAAGAGUGUACAUAAUAUACACGUAUCUAUAUCAUUGUUACAGUGUGCUAUUAUCAUAGAUAUUUUAAUAAAACAUCAUAGGCAUUUACCAAA
Messenger RNA from Cataglyphis hispanica, 705 nucleotides. Its product is annotated as CDGSH iron-sulfur domain-containing protein 3, mitochondrial. The record is from RefSeq and is a predicted model, not a curated record. NCBI's taxonomy places the organism in Eukaryota, Metazoa, Arthropoda, Insecta, Hymenoptera, Formicidae. Bases 103 to 519 code for a protein of 138 amino acids. The transcript has 2 exons. Gene Ontology annotation, molecular function: 2 iron, 2 sulfur cluster binding. Gene Ontology annotation, cellular component: intracellular membrane-bounded organelle.